AUGUGUGCACUUUAUUGUUUCUUUGCCUGACAGUCCGAUUUACCGAAAAGAAGCUGGUAUAUUUGUGAUGUGUUCUUUCCUUUUAAGGUAGAAUUUAGGACAAGACAAAUUGUUUUCUUCGUGUAAUUCGUAUAGUUCUAUAUUAGAAAAUGGAGGAUGUUCUGGAUGAGGUUGUUUCAUCUGAAGAUUUAAAGAAAUUCGAACGCGUAUACCAAGAUCAAUUAAACAUGUCGUACGUGACGCAAAAAGCACAAUUUGAAUAUGCAUGGUGUCUCGUUAGAAGUAAAUAUCCUGCCGAUAUUCGAAAGGGAAUAAUUCUAUUGGAAGAUCUAUAUAGCAAUGACAGCGAAAGCGAGAAACGAGAUUGCCUUUAUUAUUUAGCCAUUGGAAAUGCUAGAAUAAAGGAAUACUCGAAAGCUUUAACAUAUGUUAGAGCAUUCCUCAGAGUCGAACCUGGAAACCAGCAAGUACAACAUCUGGAGACAUUGAUCAAGAAAAAAAUGGAAAAAGAGGGCCUAUGUGGCAUGGCCAUCGCAGGAGGGGUUAUUAUCGGCUUUGCAAGUAUCGUUGGCCUCGGGAUUGCGAUGUCCAAAAAACAUUAAUCGAAGAAGCAGAAACUUGUAACUAUUGCUUGAUGUAAAUUAGUUGCUUUAUAUGAAAUAUUAUACACACUUUGUUAACCAAGAUAUACGUCAGAUUUCAUAAAGAAAAAAGAAAAGGAAAAAUAGUAAUUUCGUGAAAAAAUUUAAUAAACCGCGAUAUAAUUCGUAACAUAGAACGAGAGAUUUUUUUAUACAAACAAUAACUAACCCAGAAGUAAUAAACUAUCGCUUGUGUCGAUACCGUGUAUUUAUUUUUUAUUUAAGGUAAACACGUUUUUAGUAAUAUCUAUUUCUUUGGUUCAUGGAGAAACAUUCCGAACGCGUCACGUUUAGUUGUUUGAUCAUUUCAAUGUAUAGUGUUAGAUGGAUUUAUUUUAAAUCUACACAGCAGGGGAAUACGCGAUGCACAGUAGAGAAUCUACACCGAAAACCCGGACGAAACUAUUCCAAAAUUCGUUCAAUAUUCAGAAAUAAAUGUCUCAAAUAUGAAUGUGUAUAUCUGGUAAAUGUUUUCUCGUAUCAAUCGUAUGAAUUAUAGAAACAAUCACACAAAUUAUAACACAUGAUAUGUAAGGAAAUGUUACUUGUUUAUUUGUGUUAUAUUGUUAGUCUUUAUUCUUAGUCCUUGUGUUUGUCCCCGUUCUCAUCUUCGUCUUUGUCUUUAUUUGUAAAAAAAUUGUAACGCGAGGAGACUUUAGUGAAUCCAUAGCUUCCUUUAGAAAAUGGAGUAUGCUUUUCUUUUUACUGUCCUUAUGGUCAAUACAAGGGGGGCAUUUAAUUAUAGCAUUCAAUAUAAUUUUUAUAACAAAUUCCUGUUAUUACAGCUGAUAGUUUAUGAUUUAACAAACAAUCUAGUGCCAUUUCUAUUUCCAAUAGCAGGUUUUGGCAUAUCGACAAUAAUAAUAUUUGUUUCGAAUUCUUUUGCUCUAUUAUACAAAUUUUCCUAACAAAAGUAAACAUUAGUACAGUGUGCCUGAUAUAUGUAACUACCUUGAAUAAAAAAAAUUUUAUUUAUAUGCAAAAUCGUUGAAAUUCUGUCCGAAUGUUCGGUGCAGGUACCUCGCUGUGCGAUUAUUAGCUUCUACCAAAGUUUUCAGUACUUCUAGACAUAGCUUUUAUACAUAAAGAUGAAACCAUUGUACGAACCUAUUUAAAUGUAAUGUUACAUAAAUC
Messenger RNA from Colletes gigas, 1775 nucleotides. It is a transcript of the gene Fis1, whose product is annotated as mitochondrial fission 1 protein. Gene Ontology annotation, cellular component: mitochondrial outer membrane; peroxisomal membrane. Gene Ontology annotation, molecular function: protein binding. The coding region runs from base 150 to 602 and encodes 150 amino acids. Lineage: Eukaryota; Metazoa; Arthropoda; Insecta; Hymenoptera; Colletidae. Gene Ontology annotation, biological process: autophagy of mitochondrion; mitochondrial fragmentation involved in apoptotic process; mitochondrial fission. The transcript is spliced from 4 exons. The record is from RefSeq and is a predicted model, not a curated record.